Molecule: messenger RNA, 702 nt
Organism: Ophidiomyces ophidiicola
Lineage: Eukaryota; Fungi; Ascomycota; Eurotiomycetes; Onygenales; Onygenaceae
Exons: 2
Coding region: 1-702 (233 amino acids)
Source: RefSeq, a predicted model, not a curated record
AUGGAUAACCAGGCACCUGCAGGGACGCCCAACGGCUAUAUGCCUGAGCUCUCAUUGAUGGAGAUUUCGGAAUCUAACAAUGCCCAGUGUCCUAUUUUUGUGAUACCUAGAGUCACUACCGAAAGUGCCUGUUUAAAUGGGCUUCCUGAGGCCCUACUUCCCAAAUUCCGGCACUUACUUCACCUUAAAACUUUACUCCGCCAUCUGUGGAAUGUACAGCUCGGGCAGCCUGAGCUACGGACUCUAGAGAACAUCAGAGCUGCGUAUGGCUUUUGGUGCGAACAUGGCCUACGGAACUGGGAAGGAGAUCAGUUUGAUUUUUCCCACGCCUGGAUCACCGACGCUCUAAAAGUCACGACCUACAAGCUAGGAGUCAUGGUAUGCCGGGCCAAGAUGUCCUACAACAUCGAUAUUCAGCUUGCAGCAAACACGCUGCCGCGACUUGAAUUAGAAAUCCUGCGUCUGAUAAAGCAAGACCUGUGGACGCGGCCGGAUACCUACGCGCACCUGACGAACAUCCUCCAAGGGGUGCCUCCGAGGCCUUCUAUUCGUGCAAGGAGAAUUUCAGCGUCCCAAAAAGAAGCGGAUGAUGCCGCAACCCAAGGGAGCGAGCCCAGGGAUCCCGAUACGGCGAUGCUGGACGUGAAUACUGCAUCCCACACGCCUUCCGUGCCCGCUGAGGACGGGGGGCUUCAGAAUUGA